Molecule: messenger RNA, 1745 nt
Organism: Daldinia caldariorum
Lineage: Eukaryota; Fungi; Ascomycota; Sordariomycetes; Xylariales; Hypoxylaceae
Exons: 3
Coding region: 130-1677 (515 amino acids)
Biological process (GO): metal ion transport; transmembrane transport
Cellular component (GO): membrane
Molecular function (GO): metal ion transmembrane transporter activity
Source: RefSeq, a predicted model, not a curated record
GAUCUCAUCCCCGAAAUUGCGAUCACCAAGCUACUAUGUACCUCCUUGGCUGUCUGUACUCUUAAUCUGCGGCUACUUAGGUAUUGUAAACAUAAUCAAGAAGAUAGGUAUGCUGACCCGUGCGACGAUAUGACGGCGCAAAGCUAUGAAGAGUUAAUAAAGUCCCUAUGCGCAAGCGACCUGCGGAUGAAAAGGUCGAUUCUGAAUAAGCCGGCCAAAGCUUGGAAGCCGUGGUCCCGGGCCCAGGUCCGAGUUGUCGCACUCCACUUCAACCCGGACGCGUCCGUUAGCUCGACUAUCGAGUAUACGGAUGCAUCUACUCUCGCAGCCGGUCUCACACGAGAGAUAGCGCCGAGAAAACCUUUAUCGCGAUCUGUGUACUUGCUCGAAGGGCUCUCCGGAGAGUUCGUCCGUGUUCUCGGGGACCAUUUCCAGCUGCAUCCCUCGGUAUUUGUGGACCACGAGAGGCUAACGCCUCUUAGCGACCGGCAGACCGGAGAGAAAGGAGGCAUCCCAUUCUUACCAUCCGCGAUCUGCGGGAGAGACCAUGUCUCCCUCAAAUAUCAUGAACCGCUAGUUCUUUCGCAGCGUCCCACCGGCUUUCGCUGUCUUUGCGACACAUCCGGGCGGCAUGUUGCUAUAACAAGACUCAUGGGCGAGAUCUCAAAAGUUGGCAUUAGUAGGCGCAAGUGUACAUUCUGGAGCCGAUGUAUGCCCUUGGGUGGCUGGAGAUGCCUCAUCAUAUGCGAUCCCCCUAUCCGCCGGAUAUUAACAGACCAUACCGGUCGGUCGGGAUUCAACGUGGUCACGAGUCCUUUCAACUCCGGAUAUAUGGAUUUCGUGCCACUAUCAAAUCAAAUGAAGGCACUGUCUGGGCCUCCCAGUACUUCCAUGAUGGAAGAUUUAUUAUUCUAUUUAGAGAAUCACUCCGACACAUUAAACCUCGAUCACCCUAAGUCCGUACGCGUCUUCGUCGAGAAGAUUAUCGCCAGCCACUUCCUCAAGCUGGCCGAAUUCUUGCAGUCGAACACUGAAGUCGUGUUAUGGCAUCUGUCGAGGAGAAGCGAUCUAACACACUUCGGCGUCUCCAUAGCCGAGGAGCUCUGGAGCGAUGUGCAGUCAUGGAAGCGUCGCGUUGCCGAGUACCAGGACGACCUGGAGGGGACUAUGUUGCAACUUGGUGUUCCUCUUAGCUGCUCCCCCGAUACCCGCGGCAUCAAGAGUUGGACUGACAGCGACGCUGACUUCCGGCACCUAUUACAUCGCUUUCGUCAAAUCGAGAAGCGUGUAAAUGAAUUAGGCAAUGCUAUAAACACAUUGGCGACCCUUGCAGGUAACCGUGUCUCUUAUAGGACAGGAGAACUGUCACUCCAGGAAGCAGAGCGAGCAGGUCGAGAAGCCAGAAGCGUCAAGGCACUUACCGUUCUUGGAAUUGUAUUCCUCCCUUUGUUGUUCUCGGCUUCUCUGUUUAGCAUGGCAGAUUCCUACCUCCCAGGGAACUCCCAAUUUUGGGUUUACUUCGCGCUCUCACUCCCUUUACUUGGCUUUGUGAUCAUUUUGUUCUCCAUUAUAGAGCUCGGAUACCUCGAUGGUGAAACGUCGUGGUCGUUGAAGUCGGUGAUAGAAAACAGCAAGCAGAAUUUAAUUUGGAGGAAGAUGAGGAAUAAGACAUUAUAGUCGAUCGAACAAUUUAUGGAUUUAAUAUUUAAAUAUCCAACAAUAUUCUUCUUGAGGUACUAGCAGAC